Epithele typhae is the source of this 2199-nucleotide messenger RNA. RefSeq lists its product as uncharacterized. The transcript is spliced from 4 exons. Lineage: Eukaryota; Fungi; Basidiomycota; Agaricomycetes; Polyporales; Epitheliaceae. The record is from RefSeq and is a predicted model, not a curated record. Bases 1 to 2199 code for a protein of 732 amino acids.
AUGUCCGCCUCGCCCCAGCCCGCCCCGACACCCGCCCUCGCAGACCCGUCGGGCUCCCCCAUGCCCCCAUCCCAACUCGCGGACAUGCUCUCCAAAGCCUUCCGCGAAACAGAGGCCCUCAAGUCCGAGCUCAUGACGAUGACACGACGCGCAGAGAAAGCAGAACGCCUCCUCGCCGCCUUCCAAACCUCCGCCCAAACACCCCCCGCGUCCCCGCCCGCACAAGGCGCGCCCCAACCCCAGAUCUCGGACGCAGCCCGCAAAGCCAUCAUGGAGUGCGAGCAUCGCGCAGAGUGCGCCGAGCGCGCCCGCGACGAGGCCGACGCCCGCCUUCAGAUGAUCCGCGAAGCUUGGACCGCGCUCAACACGUUCUUCAGCCGCACCGAGAAAGAUAGCAUACAGGCUCGCAACUCCUUCGCGCUGGCCGUCGCCGAGGGAGGCGUCCAGGUCCUCCAGGUCAGCCAUAUCCCCACCCAACCCUCUCCCUCGUUCCACCAUGCGCUCCCGCCACCCGCCUCGUCCCACCCCUCCCACCGCGCCUCUGGCUCCUCUGCCCGUGCCACCGGCCGCGCGAGCAUCUCCUCGCAGCCCUUUCCGUCCGUCUCGCUCCCCCCACCCCCCAGCGCGACCGGCUCGCGUGUCCGCCCACGCUCCGGGAGCAUGGAAUACGCCGCGCCUUUGUCCGGCCCCGGCGCCCCUCCUCCCGCGAAACGCCCCCGCAGUGAACGUGAGGACGACCGAGGCCCCGCCCACGGUCAUUCCCUUUCUCCCUCUAACUCGCCACUCCCCGCCUACCCCAACGGACAUUCGACCGAUCGCUCCCCCCAACUCUCCGUCCGCCACGCGCCUCCCCAACCCGGCCUCCACCCCCACUACUCUUACCCCGGGCCCCACCCACAUGAUGAUAUCCGUUACGCUCACGGGGACCACCCUCAGCCUCGACGCCCGCGCUCCACUUCUCGUGGACGGUCCUCACGCAGCGGCUCGCGCGGGAGCUCCAUGAGCCUCGACGACAUGCUCAUCGACGCCGCGACCGCGGACGGGAUGCCCCCGCAGCAGCUGCAGGGCCCGCGCGGCCGCUCCUCGUCGCCCAGCCGCGCUGACUACCACAUGCGCGGGCGCGCGGCCAUCCACGUGCACUCUAGCCACCCGGGGAUGGCCUUGCAGGGCGGGUCGCUGUCGGGUCAGACGCAGACGACCCACAUCUUCAUGACUCCGCAAACCGGCCCGAGCGUCAAGAAGCCCAAGCUGGGCGUUUUGGCAAGCAACGGGAGCAUCAUGACGAUGGGUCCGAACGGGAGCAUCAUCUCGGGUCCGGCCACCAUCGGCGGCGGUGGAUUUCCAGCGACCAACGACCAGGGCCAACGCAUCUGCCGCCAGUGUGGACUCGCCGGCCGCUACAAGGACGGCAAGUGCGUCGAGAAGUGGGGCCCUGGUCCCGAGGGCCCCGGCACUGUCUGCGAUCGAUGCCGCAAGAAAAUGAAGCGCGUUGAACGUCGUGGGACGUUGGACUCGAUGAGUUUGAACGCCCACCUCCACAACCAGCCUUUGGCGAUCCACCCUUCGGGCGCUCCGCAGGCGGCCCCAGGCUCGUACACCAACGGGCGCAGCUCUCACUCGGGCUCGGACCGCUCCGUCCACCGAACCGACACUCUCCCCAUCCAUUCUUCUCACUCGUCGCGCGCCCCCGGCUUGAACGGGCUCUCCUCGAGCGCCGUCUACUCCCGGCAAGAUCGCGACCGGGACUACGACCGUGAGAACGGCGCGUCGCCGUACCACCGCUCGUCUCACCGUGGCCCUACCCCGCCCGGCAUCGCCACGCUCCCGCAGGACGACGAGUACGACCGCCGGCGCCACCCGUCCUCUGCCCACAAGCCGAACGGGUCGAUGAACGGCCACGCGCGGAGCUCGUCCAGCCGGUCUGCGACCCGCUCGCCGCGCCCGAAACCCGCCGCCGCGACGAAGAACACAGGUCGCGGCUCGUCGCGCGGCUCGAAGUCGUCCGCGUCCGACACGAUGGACGCGGACGCGGAGGGCGAGGACGCGGACGCUGAUGCGGACGCGGACGACGCCGAGGCGGAGGCGGACGAGGUGGUCGACGGCGAUGCGGACGCGGACGCGGAGUUUCUCCUCGCCGCGGACGCCACGGAGCGCAACACGUCGACGGACGAGGAGUGGCUGAAGAAGGAGGACGCAUGA